Messenger RNA from Aspergillus versicolor CBS 583.65, 1251 nucleotides. Its product is annotated as putative acetyl xylan esterase (Axe1). Bases 257 to 952 code for a protein of 231 amino acids. Lineage: Eukaryota; Fungi; Ascomycota; Eurotiomycetes; Eurotiales; Aspergillaceae. The record is from RefSeq and is a predicted model, not a curated record. The transcript has 3 exons. Gene Ontology annotation, molecular function: hydrolase activity.
GCCUGUUUAGUUUACCCCACAGCCUUAGUUGCAUCCGUUCGACCGUCUUCAGGCGGGUGAAGCUCCUCCGUUUCAGCCUGGUAAACAAGUCUCGCCCAAGUCUCGUUCUGUCAACAUCUAACAGGAGGUCUCCACCGUUUCAAUGCUGCCGGCUAAAGUCGAGCCAUGUCCCUUGCUCGGGAGGGUAUAAAGGCUUGGUUCCCCAAGACGGUUCGGGCUGCAAGCAAGUACAGCAUUUGAUCACUACAACUUCAACAUGUACUGGAAAGCAGCGACUCUUCUUCUACUCGGUCAAGCCCUCGCCGCAGAGGCAAAAGCAGCAAAACGCCAGAGCUGCCCUGAGGUCCAUGUAUUCGGGGCUCGCGAGACGAGCGUCUCUCCUGGCCUUGGCUCCUCUGCCACUGUUGUCAAUGCUAUCUUGGGCGCCUAUUCCGGUGCCACUUCUGAGGCCAUUGAUUACCCUGCUUGUGGAGGCCAGUCCUCCUGUGGUGGCGUCAGCUACGGUGAGUCCGUGGCUGCAGGUAUCGAUGCAGUCGCCUCUGCCGUAAAUUCGUUCAACACGCAGUGUCCAGACACUAAACUCGUGCUUGUUGGAUAUUCGCAGGGCGGCGAGAUCUUUGAUGCUGCUCUUUGCGGCGGCGGAGUGCCGAACCAGGGCAUUUCGAAUACAGAAGUCCGCCUCUCCUCGUCUGCUGUCGAGAUGGUCAAGGCAGCUAUUUUCAUGGGCGACCCGCUGUUCGUGGCUGGCCUGCCAUACAGUGUCGGAACUUGUUCUGCUGGCGGGUUUGACGCUCGCCCAUCCGGCUUCAGCUGCCCUUCGGCAGACAAAAUCCAGUCGUACUGUGACUCUCCGGACCCCUACUGCUGUAAUGGAAAUGACGAGGCGACGCAUCAAGGUUACGGCUCGGUGUAUGGACAAGAUGCGCUCCAGUUUGUGCAGGGUCUGCUGUGAUGCUGACCAGUGGUUACCCAGUUUCUGGGUUGGGGAGGGGAUGAACAAGUCAACGGGGUCCGAUCAAUCUAUUGAGAUAGAUUCUUAACAUUUUGAAUUGAAAUUUUCACGGCUUCCAUUCAAUGAUACAUAGAAUCCCUGUAUAGACAAGACUUCUAAGGCCGGAUCUUGGGACGAUGGCGGUAUACUAGAGCCAAUGCGGUUGGUAUAAAUUUGGCGACACCAAAAUUGUGAAUAUCAAUACUGGUCACCAUCUAGGGUAUUAAACACCAGACGCUGGAGACCUUUAUAUUAGCUGU